UCUUUCUUCAUCUCACUCAGCCUAUUUCGGUCAUCUCAAAGUCACUAUUUUGGGAUGUAGAUCCAUCCUUCCACCUUGGCAACCAUAUGAUGGUGUAUAUGAUUGCACGUACAAAACCUGGAGGCUUGCAAUCAGAUCUCCCGACAGGGAGAUGGAGAGGAGAGGAUGCGUAUCCCGGUGCAGCCUCUACUUCUAUGAUUUCACGGGGUUCGUCGGCCCCCCUUUCCCCUCUCUUGGCCAACCCCCCUCCAAAGUUUGCGAAAGAGGAUGGAAGUCAUUAUUCUUCCUGCCUACCCAGGCCAUCCAUCUCAUUAAUCUGCGCCGUUGGCUAUUUGCUGCUUGCACCAACCACUUCCACUCCCAGUCCCAUUUCGUGCGGAAGUCCUGACAAACCCCAACUCGGAUUGCGGGGCAUCAGUUGGUACCGUACUUCCUAGUAACGUUGCAGGACGCGAGCGAAGCGAUUCCUUGACGAUUGUUGCUGGAAGGGGCAAAUACAUGGAAAGCACUGCAUCGCAGCAUCAUCCUCUGCGCUCCACCAGGCGAGAAUAUGCUAGUGCAGCGCAGCGUACGAAUACUCGCACUAGCAAUGGUCGCUUGCCUGCAGGAGUUUGGGCACAUUCACUGGACUUGACAGCUUCACCGAUACUGCAUACUGCACCGAUUCACGACAUCAACAUCGUCAGGUCAGGCCGAGUGAGUGAUGUUGGUUGAACUGCCACGCCAGACUCUAUUGGAUUGACUUCCUUCACCCAUUGGUGGAUGGCCGCCUCACUACCAGUCAUCUGAAGUCUUGGUCUCUGCGCCUCCCCUACACUGCAACCCAUCCCCUGUACCACCAAAACCUUGCAAGGCACUGCGGCGACUGCUGUCAUCAUCAAGAUUAGAGAUCUCCAACUCUAAUCAAUUAUCAGGGCUGGCUUAGUCUACCGCGAGCAUUUCCAGUCUGUAAUUGGGCAGGAUGGGCUGGUCCGAGUCGGUCCUCCUGCGCCUGCAUCCUUACGUCGUAACUGUCUCUCCCUUCCCCGUUGGGCCUUGUAUAGCAGGCCUUGCCGUAGUGGAACCUUAGAAUUGCCAUCUCGCGACAGAAUACUUAUAUCGCGUGGAUUGCCACUUAUUCGUUGCUCAUUUAUCGACCCGUCAACACCACAUCCACUGCCUCUCAAGGUAGCAAACAAAAGGGGCUAAGCGGUAAAGCAAAGCAACUCUGCCUAUCAGGGUUGAGGCAACAAAGAAGAUUUUAUUUUAUAUUUCUUCUGCCUCGACUUCCCCUUCCUCCUUCCGGACUCUUGUUUUUUUUUCACAACAUAACACUUCUUUGCUCCAAUAUCUAAUUGCACUAUACCAAACACUCGCUCAAUCAACACAACCAACAACUUACCACUAUGUGGUCUUUAAUGUUUGCUUUGCUGGCAUUUGCCUCCCAGGUACUCGCUAUCUGGCCGGCGCCAGCCUCCCUGUCGACCGGAGAUACAGCUCUGUGGAUUACUCCAGAUGUCAAAGUUACCUAUAAUGGUGGAAGCGUAUGGUGGUCUCCUUUCUAUGAAAAUCUCUCGAGUGGUUCAACUGAACAAUUUGCCGAUACACAGUCUUCUGCCUACGCUGCCGGAACUGAACAUGGAUUCUCGAGCCGUGACAUCGUUCAAAAGGGCAUCAACCGAGCCAUGGCGACUUUGUUCAAGCAAAGCUUUGUCCCUUGGAAGCUCGUUCCUCGUAAUAAGCUCGCCGACUUUGAGCCCAGCGUCGAGUUGAAAAACUACGUUACUAGCCUUACUAUCACGCAAACUGGUAGCGAUAACAGCUCCAACUUCAAGCCUUUAGCUGGUGAGGUUGAUGAGUCUUACAAUCUUACCCUCAGUGAGAAUGGCACUGCAAUAAUCACCGCCAGCUCAGCCCAGGGAGUUUUAUACGGUCUUCAAACAUUCAUUCAACUAUUCUAUUCACACUCCUCCCGUGAAAAUGGUGGUAUCUACACCAACAUGGCACCCGUCGAGAUCAGUGAUGCUCCCAAAUUCAAGCACCGUGGGUUGAAUAUGGACGUGGCUCGCAAUUGGUUUCCUAAAGAAGAUAUUAUGAGAACCAUUGACGCCAUUUCCUGGAACAAGUUCAACAGACUCCAUAUUCACAUGACCGAUUCUCAAUCGUGGCCUUUGGAUAUCCCAGCCUUCCCGGAACUUUCCACAAAAGGUGCCUUCGCAGAGGGAUUAUCAUACAGCCCUGAUGACUUCCGAGACAUUCAAACCUACGCCAUUGAACGUGGUGUUGAAGUCAUCGUUGAGUUUGAUAUGCCAGGUCACACCACUUCCAUCGCCCUCGCUUUCCCGAACCUUAUUGCAGCUGCCGGGGCAACACCAUGGGAUAAGUACUGCAACGAGCCACCUUGCGGUUCGUUGAAGCUCAAUGAGCCAGCUGUGGGACAAUUUCUCGAAAAAUUAUUCGACGAUAUUUUGCCAAGAGUUUUACCAUACUCUGCUUAUUUCCACACUGGUGGAGACGAGGUCAACGCUAACACAUAUACAUUGGAUGACACUGUCAAGACGAACGAUACAUCGGUCAUUGGUCCUCUCAUCCAGAAGCUUGUGGAUCGUAAUCAUGCUCAGAUUAGAGCUGCUGGCCUCACACCUAUUGUGUGGGAGGAGAUGCUCUUGCAAUGGAACCUCACACUUGGCGAGGACGUCGUUGUACAGACAUGGCAGAGUGAUGAGAAUGUUGCUUUGGUCACAGCUCAGGGCCACAAGGUAUUGGCGGGUAAUUACAACCUUUGGGUAAGUGUUUCAUAUUCCUUGGAUUGAGCCACACUAACAAUCCCAGUACCUUGACUGCGGAAAAGGUCAAUGGCUCAAUUUCAACGAGGGAGCCUCAUUCGCUCAGUACUAUCCAUUCCCAGAUUACUGCUCACCCACUAAGAACUGGCGCCUGGUUUACUCUUACGACCCCCUCGCCGGUGUACCAGCCAAUCAAACCCACUUGGUCUUAGGAGGUGAAGUGCACAUCUGGGCUGAACAAACCGACCCGGUCAACCUCGACGACAUGGUAUGGCCACGAGCAAGCGCUGCUGGCGAGGUCUUGUGGUCCGGACGUAAAGAUGCGGCUGGGCUCAAUCGAACACAAAUCGACGCCGCUCCCAGAUUGGCCGAGAUGAGAGAGCGAAUGGUUGCUCGAGGUAUCGGCGCCGGACCUGUACAGAUGGUCCACUGCACUCAACAUAAUGCUACUGAGUGUGCGCUGUGAAAAGCUGUUUCCUGAAAAUUCCUUUCUUUGGGUGGCGACCUGUUGGAGGUCUCUCAUCAUUUGGCAUAGGCGUGGCGUUGUUCAUCAUUCAUUCUUUGGAUGUGGAGUUGGGGUCUGUUUUUCCUCUGUAUUCGAAUGAGACCGAUUAGAGAUCUUUAAUUGGGGUAUCUAGAAUUGUGAACCUCCUUUUGGACUUUUGGUCCUGCCAUGGGCGUUCAUAAUGCGUGACGAGAUCUGGAUUGUGUGGUUGGUUACAAUUACAAAGAUCAGAAAUAAAAAUCCCAAAAGAAAAGAUACAACAGCAUCAAUUCAUC
Molecule: messenger RNA, 3545 nt
Organism: Hymenoscyphus albidus
Lineage: Eukaryota; Fungi; Ascomycota; Leotiomycetes; Helotiales; Helotiaceae
Source: the annotation of a GenBank genome assembly